AUGAGAAAUCUAAAAUUUAGCAUAAUUACAUUUAUUAUUCUAUUUUUUUGUCUUUUUGAAUAUAUUCCUACAAUUGAAGGAGCUGAGGCAAAUGAUCAUGACGAGAAUGAAUCAUUCGAAGAUGAGAAAGUUGUUCAUCGUGUUGAUAUGAGUAGCCCUACUUACGUCCAAAUUAGUGCACUUGAAACCAGUGUUUUUGAACGUAAUUUAUUUGUAGAGUUAAUUAUAAAAGAGUCAUUGUUAUACAUAGUGGCAAUUAUUAAGUUAGCUUCUUUAUUUAAUCCAGCGCAGUCACUUUCUGAGUAUUUAAUUACAAAAAAUGUUAUAGUUAGUAUUAAUAUGAAUUCUUUAUUUGAUGGAAAAGAUGAAAUAAUUUCAAAAUCUAAAAUGGAAGAAAUUGGCAAAUUAUCAAAAAAUAAAAAUCAAGAUCUUCAAGAAAAAGUGAGAUAUCUAUUGAAUCUUGAUUCUAUUAAAUUAUUUGAUUUAAUAGCAGAGAAUGAAAUUUUGUUACAGGAAGAGAUUAUUCUAAGUCUUGAUAAACUCUUAACUUUAAUGGAUAAAGGAGUAGAUAGAUUUUCAGAGGGCGCUUCUGUUUCACUAAUCUAUGUUUUGAAUGGAUGUAAAAAGGCAUUAGAAACCUUUUCUAAACUUUAUUUAAAUUUAUCAAGAAAAGAACGUUCAAGAAAAUAUAUUUUAAACAAAGCUUAUAUUUCUCAAAUAUCACUUGACUCUAUUUUUGAAGAAAAAGCCAGUGAAGACUUUGAUAAAAAAACUUCAAAUUCAAGUGAUGCUCAAUCUGAACAAAUGAUUUUGUGUGAACCGAAUUUACGAAUUAGAAAUAUUUAUAAAUUAAAAGCUAUAUUAAAAACGACUUUUUCAAUUGUACAAUUAUGUUCAUUCGUAGUAUUUUUGUUUAAUAAUCAAGAAUACAAACAAAUACACGAGCAUAUUCAGAAAGAAGAAAAAAUUCUAAACAAAGUGUUUUCAAAAGUAGAUUUCUCUGAAUUAUCAGAACAAGAACGUUUAGAAAUGAAUUUGAAAGCAAGGGAGUUAUUGAAAUUCGAAAAAAUUCAAUCAUAUAAUUUUGUUUCUGAGACGUUUGAUACUAUAAUAAAAAAGGAAAUGAUAAUUCAGAAUUUAAAAAAUAUUUACAGGUUCUUAGUUGCACUCUUUGUAAUAUUAAAAAGACUUCAAACUACGGGAUUAGAUGCUUUCAAGGAUGCAGUUGAUGUUACACAAUCAUUGUGUGAUUAUAUAACUAAAAGAUGCGCCCAAGAAAUCAAAUUAGUCGAAGCUUUAUCAGAAGAAAAAAUAUAUCAAAGACAAUUAAGCACGGCAAGAAGUCAAAUUCUUAAAAAGAAAGAGGAGUAUAGACAGACUAAAUUAAAAGAAGCUGAAGAUUUGAAAAAGGAAGAAAAGAUAAGAAAACAAAUAGAAAGAAAACAAAAGGAUGAACGGGAAAAAGCAAAUAAAGAGCUAUUUGAAGAAGCGAAAAAAAUGAGCGAGAAAAGGAAGGAACAUAAAAAAAAAACUAAGUUUAGAAGAAAAUUCCCUAUUUUAGAAGAUAUUUCAGAUCGUUCAAGUGGAUUAGAAAAAGCUAUAAAUACUAGUCUUGAAAAUAUUAGUGAAGAUUCACCCCAUCCAGAAGUUUCAUCUAGUGCUUCUUAUGAAACUUGUAAACCAAAAAUAAACAGAAAAGCAUUGAAAUUACAAAAGCUUCAAAAAGAAGAGCAAAAGUCUUGCCAAAAAGAAAUAAUAAAGAAGGUUAUUCAAGAACAAAAAACGGUUGCAAUUUCGACGAAAAAAAGGAAACAAAAAGAUAGAAAAGACAAGAAUGAGAAUAGAAGAGAAAUUGAGGAGAGAGAAAGAGAGAAUGAAAGGGAAAGACAGAAACAAAUGGAAAAAGAAAGAUUGGAUAAAAUGGAACAUAGUAAUUUCAUGUAUAGAUUAGUAAAUUCAAUAAGUUCAAUAGAGGGGCUUUUUAAGGAAGCUGAAAAAGAUACAAAUUUAUCUUCGUUAAUUUAUUUUGUUCUUGACUUAAUAAAUCGCGAGAUUGAAAAAGAGGAAAGUGAAGAAGAAAAUCUUUCAAAACAGUUUUCUUCUAUUUCAAUUUCAGAUGAGGCCUCUAGAGAGGAUAUAGGAACAACUCCAAGAGUAGGUGGAAGGGUGAGAAGAAGAGCUGAUGAAGUUCCAGAAAGCGCCCCAAGGGUUUCAACAGCUGAGUUCUUUGCAUCAAGAGUAUCAGUUCCAGUAAGAAGACAUAGAAGCUCAUCAGGAAAUGAUCCAAGCCAAAUAUCAAGACCAAGAAGUGGAAGCACAUCAAGUAGAAGCAGAUCUAGAAAUAGAAACAGAUCAAAAAGUAGAAGCAGAUUAAUAAGUAGAAGCAAAUCUAGAGGUAGAUCUAGAAGCAGAUCUAGAAAUGUACUUGAAAAAGAGUUAACAUUAACAUUUGAUGGUUUUAGUUUCUCUCAAUCAUCAGCUUUUGGUAACCAGGAAAAUAGUCAAUCUACUGGUAAAUCAAAGUUUAUGAAAUAUUUUUUUUCUAGUGAAAAUGUUUCAAAGAGCGAUAGUUUUGCCUGUUAUGAAGAAAAAUAUUCUAGUUUAAAAUGCCAAUUAGCAGAACUUUCCACAGUUAAUGAAGAAUCUACUGAAAAUGAAAUUGUUACUGCAUUGGAAAUUUGUGGUAAUACAAUUCAAGAAUUAAGUUUGGAAGUUGUUCCUAAUUUAAACGGAAAAGAAUUUUUUUUUAUUAAAUUAUUAGAAAAGUCAUUCAUUAAAUUGUUUGUUAAGUUUUUAAUAUUGCUCAAAAAUAAAGAAAAAAAAUAA
This is a messenger RNA of Cryptosporidium ubiquitum, 2826 nucleotides long. RefSeq lists its product as uncharacterized. The transcript has a single exon. NCBI's taxonomy places the organism in Eukaryota, Apicomplexa, Conoidasida, Eucoccidiorida, Cryptosporidiidae. Bases 1 to 2826 code for a protein of 941 amino acids. The record is from RefSeq and is a predicted model, not a curated record.